GCAAGGUGGGGGGUCAACAGAUCUAGUUGUAAUUUCUACCACAGACCUAUCCUAGGGUACUAUGAAGGCUGGUGGAUUGGUUUCGAAAAUAACCCCACAGUUUUGGGGUACGGCUGUUAACCAUUUCCUACUCAUUUUCCUUUUAAAAAAACAUGCAUUAUCCCUCAAAAUAGGCUAAGUCUUUUGUCAAUUUUCGUGCAUCAAACAGAAUUAUCACUAAACACCGCCUAUUGAAAUUGAAAGUACAUGAUCUGAGCUACCUUUUCAUGCCUUUUGUUUUGCCCCAGGUACAUUUUAAUGACAGGUACAGUACGUCCCAAAAACAAUGCAAUCUCAAAUUUCAGUAAAAAGGCAAUUUUAACUCUCCUUUAGCUUCAACACUGCAGUUUUUUAGGUGAUGCCACUUCCAGGUAAGGAAGUCAGAAUGCUGUUUUUUAAUUUGCAAAAGAAAAAAAUCCGGCCGCCCUUACGGUUUUCCGGUGAGGGGGGUCGAGUCGCGCCCUUCUCACUGGUGCCCAUUUUUUGCCCAUUCCCUCAGAUAACUGACGAAAUACACAUGCUUUCCAAAUAAAAUUACAUUUUUAGAUGUUAGUGAACCCCCCUCUCCCUUGCCCCUCCCACACACUCCCUCAAACAACCUAGAGGCCUUUAUUACCCCUGUGGAGGCUUAGCGGUCUAGGCGGAAACGAACACCAGCAACGACAACAACAACAACAGUUACAGUUACAAUGCAUUGUGUACAUGCACGUGUACAUUGUGUGAUAGUCUAUUGAAAAUGGAGUUUGAAAAAUCACAGUUGAAAUGUGGAUUUGCUGUCAUAUCCAAGGAUAUCGAGUGUGGUACUGACGCUUCAUACCCCAAUGACAAGAGUGUGAUCCCCUUGAAACGAUGUAAGAAGGACGUGCACUCCCAUUUGAUGCGUUGGAUGUCCUCCAGAAAAGCCAGUCGAGUCAAAAGUGAAUGGGAGCUCAUAACACUUCGUGCUGGCGUGUUUGAUAUGAGUUCUCCAGUUCUGGACACCACAAUAUGCCCGAACCACCGAUACAAGUUGAGUUUAUCAUGGAAUCAGCAAAGGAGAUGCCAGCACCCACUUCAUCAACCCUCUAAAACAAGUCGGAAACCCAGAAAAGAUGGUGGUUCAGUUCAUCGAGUGAUGUCUCGGGAAAUAUACAUCAAGUGGGGAGUUUUUGUCCCAGUUGGCUCAGCUCUGUGUAAAGGAUGUGAGGCUAAACAUCGAGUAUCUGUGGCAAAUGUAGAACCAGAAGUAGAACCAGCACCCAUGGAUACAGAGUCUGCUGUUGCCUCUUCCUCUGUUCAACCAGCCGACGCCUUAGAAAACCCAGCAGACGGGACAGAAGGGCAAUCUCUCAAGUCAGAUAUACAUGUAAAUGUAGGCCAUGAGGGAGGAGUUGGAGAUGUUCAGUAUCCAAUGAAGAUUCAAUCAGCAAGUGGUGGUGAAGGUGAUGGAUCUUCCUCUGAAACAGAUUUGCUUAUCAAGGGUCGCCACUUUUUACCAGGGAAUGGUGGCUCGACCCCUAGCACAGAGACCACGAGUGGGAAUAAUGAUGCUCGUGAUAUACUAGACAUCACGUGGGCCCCAACCCCAGCGCCAAAGAAUUUUGAGCUUGCCACGCUGAAUAGGUUUCUGCAGCAGGGAGGAUGUGCACCAGUAGAAGGCCAGCUCCAAACUGCAAUUGACGAAGCUUCUCAAAGGACAAUCAGAUACUACAAAUCAAAAGCCAAGGAAGCUUUUGGCCUUGUUCUCCAUCUGCUUGCCCCAGGACAAGAAGAUGAACUCAUGGCAUUAGUUCAGCCUGUACCUUCAAACAUUGACGACUCGUUGGCUGCAACUGUUAUAAAGUGUUAUGACGAGGCAAACACUUGGUUUACAAAAAGACAGAUCCUCUCAAUUCUUGCGGUGAAUCGAACCAAAUCACAGUUACUGGAUUUGAUUCCUGGCUUGACUGUCUACAGGAUAGACCAAGCUCGCAAGCAUGCCAGAGAUGUUGGUCAAGCUCAGCCAGUUCCACUUGAGCCAAUCACCCGAUCUCGCUUGGACAACGUCAAGGUGGAUCACUUUCUGGACUUCAUAUCUAGGCCAGAAUUUGUCCAGGAUGUGGCCUAUGGUACCCGAACCAUGAAGUUGAGCAAUGGAGAAAAGAUUGAGAUCCCAAACAUAGUGCGAACAACAAUUGUGUCAAGAGUGGUCCAACUGUAUCAGGCCUACUGUGAAGAGACUGACUUCCACCCACUACAACGAUCAACGCUCUUCUCAAUAAUACAGGUAUGUGCUGCAUCACAAAAGAAAUCCCUUGCCGGACUUGACAACAUUGCUGCUGAAGGUUCCCAGGCAUUUGAUAGCCUCAUACAUGUUGUGGAACAGCUCGGAGAAUGUGGAUAUUCAGCUACAACUGUCGAGGCCUUGAAAUCAAAGAUACAGUCAGCAAGGAUGUAUCUGAAGACUGAUUACAAACUGCACAUCAGUGAAGCCAGUCAGUGCCCCGAUCACUGCAUCGUGUAUGCUCUAGCUGAAAGCACCUCAGCGUGCAAGCAUGACCACGACAUGUCCUGUGAAAGAUGCAAGGAGAUAGUCUUCAUAUUUGAAACCAUUGAGUUGGCCUUCAGGGAUUUACCUCUCGAUAAUUACAGAUACAGCAAACAGAAAGAUGAAAUACAAUUCGAUUUUGAGGCAGCAAAAGAAAAGAUCCUCCAACUUAAGUCACAUAUUCUUCGGGCUAAAAACCAAGAACGAGCAAAGACCAGCCUUCUCCAAACUCUGGAACCACAUCAAGCCUUGCUUACCAUGGAUUGGGCGAUGAAAUUUUUGCCAAUGAAAUUCAGGGAAGCACAACAAGACUGGUUUGCCAAGAAGGGUAUUUCGUGGCAUGUGACGGCCUCUGUAUCAAAGAUUGCUGAAAGCGAGUACAAGAUUCACUGCUUCGUCCACUUGUUGGAUCAGUGCAAACAGGAUUGGCACAGUGUGUACUCCGUCAUCGACGCUAGUCUCAGCAAACUUAUGGUAGAGUCGCCACAAGUGACAGAGGUGUUUCUCAGAUCCGACAACGCAGGGUGCUACCACAAUGCAUCCUUGUUGUUAUCUCUCCCUGUCCUGUCAAAGUCAAAAGGCAUCACCAUCAAGCGCUACGACUUCAGUGAGGCCCAGGCAGGAAAGGACAUUUGUGACCGAAAAAUUGCGCCCAUGAAAUCUCACAUUCAAAGAUAUGUCAAUGAGGGGAAUGAUGUCACAAACGCCAAACAAAUGAGGGAUGCCUUGGCAUCGUAUGGCGGAGUACGGGGCUGCCAUGUCGCCAUUGCAACUUUGAAAGCAGCACCUACAAGUGAGAGAGGAACAUGGCCUGGCAUCACGUCUUUUACCAAUUUUGAAUUUGAGGAUGAAGGAAUUCGUGUGUGGAAGGCUUAUGGUAUUGGUCCAGGCACCUUUCAUAGUUACAAUAAGCUGUUGAAAAAGUGUAAGCAAGGACCAUCAGGUGUCAUUGUUGGUGAUUACACAAAGCCAGCAAAAGUGACUGGAGCAAUGGCUGGCAACCUUGAUCCAACACAGGUUGUCCAAGUACCCUGUCCAGAAAAUGGGUGCAGCAAGACCUUCCCCACCCAGGAGGCCCUCACCACCCACAUGGCGUGUGGUGUACAUGAUCUUCUGCCACUGAAAGACACCAGGAUGGAUGCUAUAAAGAGGAAAUGGGCAGGAAGAGUGGAGGCAGUCGGAAAGCCCAGGGACGCCUCAAGUUCACUUGAACUGCAAUCCGCUCUGCAGAUGGAGGACACUGAUACCCAGGUCAGUGCUGGCUGGGCGCAUCGAGGACAGAGGACUGCCCGUCGCUAUUCCCCCGAAAUAAGAGCCUUCCUUGAAAAGGAAUUUAUGAAGGGAGUCGGUGGAAUGAAAGAAAAUCCAGUCAAUGUGUCUUCCCGUAUAAAGGCUGCUUUCGGUAAGGAGGAUUGGCUGACAUCUCAUCAGGUCAUGGGUUACUUCAGUCGUCUCUCCACGAAACAGAAGUGUGGACGUCUUCCCCAUGGUACCCAGGCGGCUGUGGUUGAGGAAUCUGAUGCAGAGUUCGCUGUUGCAGCUGCUGCAGUAACACGACGCCAACUCAGAGACAAGGUCAUCAACCAGACAGGACUGUAGAUUUUUAGCUCACCUGGGUGAGCUUAUGUCGUCACGUCUUGUCCGUCCGUCAAAAAUGGUGGCACGUUUGCUCACCAUUGAGUCUAGGAGGUUGAAACUGCAACUACGUAUAUCUUAGAAAACCCUCAAUACUGACAGCCUUCAUCCACACCAAUUCAUUACUCGUUAGUGUAGACGGCGUUUAUGGGGAGUUUUGGACUGCCCGGUCAAACCCUUAGGUGGGAAUAAGGUUUCAUUGAUAAAUAUAAGGAGUUUCAAGGACCCCAAAUCACUUGCAAGGUUUAAAGGAGUUCUUUAAUUAUUAUUUCAGUACGGUUCAUCUUCUCUUUUUUUUCUUUAAGCAACCAUACUUCCUGAAGGUUUUGACGUUUUUCAAAAAAAAUGUUUACUCUCAAAUAGUAUAAAAACGCGUUUUUAAUUAUUUUUAGCACGCACAACUUCUGGCGCAAAAGACGUUUCGCACCACGUCAGUGCAUGCCGAAGUCCCGAGUUCACGUCACCCCGCUAUUACGACGUAACGUCAUUUCCAUUCACGUCGCAGCUACAAUCGGACGUCAUCCAUGACGCCCGAUUGUAGUUUUCAAACCCCUCGCAGCGCGUCACAGUGUAUUGAUCUGUAGGAAAAUUAUCUCUGCAGGGAGGCUGUCCUCAGAAAUGAAAUCGGAGAAACGUGAUAGUUUCGUCAGUUUUUGAAUUUUUCCCUUUUUUGUGCAGUUUGAUGAUGGAAACUUUGUGCAGAAUAGGAGGUGACUAGGCAGCCGAGGGCUUGGUAAUAUUGCCCUUAGUUACUAUACUGGUCCUUUAAGGAAUACUGGUCUAUUAUUUGUGGUGUACGUUUUCUUAUCAUCAACAUACUCUCAUCUUGAAAAAUAAGACAAUGUUUACGAUCAGUGCGACCAAUUUUUUACAGUCAUUUUGCAACAUUAUUGUUAAUGCGUCCCAUGAGGAUUCGUAAGGUACUACAUGUAUUUGGAUGUUUUGGGACAAACUGCCUAGUCUAGUUGUGAAUAAUCGAACUGAGGUAUUAUUUGUAUUUUGCAACAUACUCCGAAUAAUAAUCAUCUAAGAUGAUCUCAGAUGAGUAAUAAUUUGAUGGGUAAUGUUGUGCAACAGUAUCAUAAGGACUGCUGGUCAAGCACUCUUGAGCUGGGAGAGAGAAAUGAUAAGAGGGUGGAGACAGAUUUUCUGAAAUGUUGGUCUUUGAGUCAUGACUGUGCAGAAUUAGCCCAGUGAAAGUUGUCAGCUACACAUCAAGAAUUCUUGAUUUAGAAUGAAAGGGUACGACUUUAUUGGAUGUACAUUCAUCAGGCUUGACCUGAGAUUUUCCACGCCAUUGAUUGCAAAUGCAUUGUUCGCAUUCUACAAUACAUCUCUCUUUUUCUAAAAAAAAUACAUGGUGAAUUUCCUAAAACUGUUUCAUGCUGUGUUUUUGUCUCCCUUGACUAACAUAACCUGCAAUAUGAAGGACAUCCAGAUUUGAUGUUAUCUAGCGGAUGGUUCAUCAGGUAAAAUGCGGGGCUUGGUGAAAAAAAAGAAGAUUUUAUAGCGAUAUCUUGGGAUAAAUUUGAACUUUGGCUUUUAGUAAACAAUUGUAAAUGCCAAGAUAGAUUUUUAAUGUCAGUAUACUUAGUAGCGCUAAUGUCAGUUUUGAACAACCAAGCCUGCUACUGGAAAGUGCGACUCUCUCCUGAUACUAUCCUGCACUUGGGCCUGACAUGUAGUACCGUAAAUGAGGUGUUACUAGUAUUGGUCCCUCCCUAGUAGUGGUUAGUAGUGGUUUGGCUAUUGUCUGCAAAAUAGCCUUUUUCUAUGUAUCAUUAUAUUAGCUUGUAAAUA
Messenger RNA from Lineus longissimus, 5980 nucleotides. RefSeq lists its product as uncharacterized. Bases 776 to 4144 code for a protein of 1122 amino acids. Lineage: Eukaryota; Metazoa; Nemertea; Pilidiophora; Heteronemertea; Lineidae. The transcript has 10 exons. The record is from RefSeq and is a predicted model, not a curated record.